Messenger RNA from Tremella mesenterica DSM 1558, 561 nucleotides. RefSeq lists its product as uncharacterized. The record is from RefSeq and is a predicted model, not a curated record. Bases 1 to 561 code for a protein of 186 amino acids. The transcript has 2 exons. NCBI's taxonomy places the organism in Eukaryota, Fungi, Basidiomycota, Tremellomycetes, Tremellales, Tremellaceae.
AUGGGUGCUAGUCUUUACCACAAGCUCCGUGACAUUGAUCCUCAGACUGCAGUGAGAAUGCGACUUGUAGGUGGAACAUUGGCAAAGGCGUCGGAGACAGUGAAUCCAGCUCAGAGAGAAAAGGAUGAAGCUAAAGCAGAAGAAGAAGGUCGUAAAGCUAAAGUGAUUGCACAUGGUCAGGUUAUCACAGAAGAUGCUGCGAAGAAAUUGAAACUUGGUCUCAAUUCAAUGGUUGCAGUAAAUGAGGGGACUUCAUCAACGUGGCAUUAUGAUGGGGAAGAUGAUGAUAAGUUCUAUACAAUAAUACUGGUGACCGGAGAUGGAGAUUGGGGACCGGAAGAUGGUGUCAUGGAGAUUCCUCAACUCGGACUUCGACUAUCCCUUCGUCCAGGUGACGUCUUCUGUUUUCGUAGCAAAAUUCUUCUUCAUUCUGUCACACCUGUCCCAGCUCACUGUCACCGCACCUCCUUCACCUUCUUUGUCUCUGAACGAUCCACAUCUGUAAUGAAGAAGGCAUGGGAGGAAGAUUGUGAUCAUUUUGUAGAUACAAGUAUGUGGUAG